AUGCCUGUUAGAAAAAAAGAUGCUCUACGGGCCUUGGGGCUUCUGGAGGAGUACUGCACUAAACUGACAAAGCCAGAGGAAGAGCAGCUCAAAACUGCCAUUCAGAGAGUGAUGGGGAUCUUCAAUAGUAACCUGUUCGAAGCCCUUCUCGAUAUCCAGGAGUUCUAUGAGGUGACGCUGCUGAACACACAGAAGAGCCGUGAGCAGAAGCUGGAGGAGGUCAACCACAUGGCCGAGCAUUGGGUGAGGAGCACGUCUGCGCACGACUCUGAGCCCACACCCGCUGCCUGUCUGCUGGAGCAGAAGGAGCAGAGUGGCUCAGAACCCAGUGGAAUGGAACGUCCUGUGAGCAGUGCUAAGACGGCUGAGCAGUACCAGUAUCAGGACGACGAUUCGCCACCACUUGACCAGGGCUUCCCACGGCUCACAAACGAGGUGCGGGCGCCUGAACUCGUGCACGUGUCCGAGAAGAACCUGUCUGAGAUCGAGAACGUGCACGGCUAUGUGUCCCACUCACACAUCUCUCCUCUCAAGACCCGCCCUACAAAGAAAGUCCAGGAGUCGGGGACGGCCUCAUAG
Messenger RNA from Knipowitschia caucasica, 579 nucleotides. The record is from the annotation of a GenBank genome assembly. NCBI's taxonomy places the organism in Eukaryota, Metazoa, Chordata, Actinopteri, Gobiiformes, Gobiidae.